AUGACAUCCAUUGCGGAGGGACUCUUCAAAUCGCUACCGAAACCAAAAUACACAGGUGAAGAAGAGGAGUUGCCACAGCAUGGCCAGCGAGGACCGCGCAUAGUCGGGCCGGGCCAGCUUGACGAUACACAGAUUGUUCUCCGAAGGACCGGUCCGCCUCCGUACGGCAACCGAGCAGGAUGGCGUCCUCGAGCGCCCGAAGAUUUCGGCGACGGUGGCGCGUUCCCCGAGAUUCUCGUUGCGCAGUACCCCCUAGACAUGGGCCGGAAGGGAACGCAAUCAAAAUCGAAUGCGCUUGCUGUGCAAGUAGACGCGGAAGGAAAGGUCAAGUAUGACGCUAUCGCACGCCGCGGACACAGCGACGACCGGAUCGUACACGCUUCGUUCAAGGAUUUAAUCCCUCUCCGACAACGGGUGGAUAUGGGCGAGGUAUCUCUGGACAGGCCGUCGGAGGAAGAGGUUCAGGCGCAGAUGGAGAAGACAAAAAACGCGCUUGCUAGCUUGGUGUCGGGGGCUGUGGCUGCACAGAAGCCUAAGAACGUGAAGGGUGGUAGCCGGGCAGAGCCCACGUUUGUACGAUACACGCCGGCAAAUCAAAUGGGUGAUACAAGUCGGAAAAAUGAUCGGAUUAUGAAAAUUGUCGAGCGCCAGCAAGACCCUAUGGAGCCUCCGAAGUUCAAGCACAAGAAGAUCCCGCGUGGACCACCGUCGCCUCCUCCGCCGAUUAUGCACUCGCCGCCGCGUAAACUGACGGCGGAGGAUCAGGAAGCUUGGAAGAUUCCGCCUCCUGUGUCGAAUUGGAAGAAUCCUAAGGGUUAUACGGUGCCGUUGGACAAGCGGUUGGCUGCUGAUGGACGCGGGCUACAGGAUGUUUCGAUUAAUGAUAAGUUUGCGCAGUUUGCGGAAGCACUAUUUACGGCUGAUCGACAUGCCCGUGAGGAGGUCCGACUCCGCGCCCAGAUGCAACAGAGGUUGGCGGAGAAGGAGAAGGCACAGAAGGAAGAGCAUCUCCGUGCUCUAGCCCAGAAGGCACGCGAAGAGAGAAGCAGAGCGCAGUCUCGUGCCUCACACUCCCCAAGCCGCGGCCGUAGCCGUAGCCGCAGCUACUCCGAUGCGUCAUCGCGAUCCCGCACACCCAGCGAAGACGAAGAAGCCGCCCGAGAGCGUGAACGCAUCCGUCGUGAACGACGUCAAGACGCCGAACGCCAGCUCCGUCAAUCACGCAUGGGCACCGAGCGACGUAUUCAAGCAAUGGCCCGCGAACAAAAUCGCGACAUUUCAGAAAAGGUAGCCCUCGGUCUAGCAAAGCCAACGCAGUCGUCCGAAACCAUGUGGGAUUCCCGCCUCUUCAACCAGACCAGCGGGCUGAGCACCGGAUUCAACGAAGACAACCCCUACGACAAGCCGCUGUUUGCCGCGCAGGACGCCAUAAACAGCAUCUACCGUCCCAAGCCGCAGGCCGACUUUGAUGACGAGGCCGACGCGGAGGGCGAAAUGAGCAAGAUUCAGAAAUCGAACCGCUUUGAGGUCCUGGGGAGGGCUAAGGAGGGAUUUAGGGGUGCUGCAGAUGCAGAGGAACGAAGCGGCCCGGUCCAGUUCGAAAAGGAUACAGCCGACCCCUUUGGCAUCGACAGCAUGAUUGCGGAUGUCACUGGGGGUGCUGGCGGAGCAGGUCAAAAGCGCUACGGUAUCCAGGAAGCUGAGCCUGAUUCUAGGGGUUCGAAACGGGCGAGGGUUGAUGAAGAGAAUUAG
Molecule: messenger RNA, 1752 nt
Organism: Aspergillus nidulans FGSC A4
Lineage: Eukaryota; Fungi; Ascomycota; Eurotiomycetes; Eurotiales; Aspergillaceae
Product: mRNA splicing protein PRP45
Exons: 3
Coding region: 1-1752 (583 amino acids)
Biological process (GO): mRNA splicing, via spliceosome
Cellular component (GO): nucleus; spliceosomal complex
Source: RefSeq, a predicted model, not a curated record